GGGGGGAGAAGCGGCGGCGGCGGCGGCCGCAGCGGCUGCAGCUCCUGGGAGGGGGUCGGAGUCGCCUGUCACCAUUUCCAGGGCUGGGAACGCCGGAGAGUUGGUCUCUCCCCUUCUACUGCCUCCAACACGGCGGCGGCGGCGGCGGCACAUCCAGGGACCCGGGCCGGUUCUAAACCUCCCCUCCGCCGCCGCCGCACCCCCCCUGGCCCGGGCUCCAGAGGCCGCCGGAGGAGGCAGCCGUUCCGAGGAUUAUUCGUCUUCUCCCCAUUCCGCUGCCGCCGCUGCCAGGCCUCUGGCUGCUGAGGAGAAGCAGGCCCAGUCGCUGCAACCAUCCAGCAGCCGCCGCAGCAGCCAUUACCCGGCUGCGGUCCAGAGCCAAGCGGCAGCCGAGCGAGGGGCAUCAGCUACCGCCAAGUCCAAAGCCAUUUCCAUCCUGCAGAAGAAGCCUCGCCACCAGCAGCUUCUGCCGUCUCUCUCCUCCUUUUUCUUCAGCCACAGGCUCCCAGACAUGACAGCCAUCAUCAAAGAGAUCGUUAGCAGAAACAAAAGGAGAUAUCAAGAGGAUGGAUUCGACUUAGACUUGACCUAUAUUUAUCCAAACAUUAUUGCUAUGGGGUUUCCUGCAGAAAGACUUGAAGGUGUAUACAGGAACAAUAUUGAUGAUGUAGUAAGGUUUUUGGAUUCAAAGCAUAAAAACCAUUACAAGAUAUACAAUCUAUGUGCUGAAAGACAUUAUGAUACGGCCAAAUUUAACUGCAGAGUUGCACAGUAUCCUUUUGAAGACCAUAAUCCACCACAGCUAGAACUUAUCAAACCCUUUUGUGAAGAUCUUGACCAAUGGCUAAGUGAAGACGACAAUCAUGUUGCAGCAAUUCACUGUAAAGCUGGAAAGGGACGAACUGGUGUAAUGAUUUGUGCAUAUUUGUUACAUCGGGGCAAAUUUUUAAAGGCACAAGAGGCCCUAGAUUUCUAUGGGGAAGUAAGGACCAGAGACAAAAAGGGAGUAACUAUUCCCAGUCAGAGGCGCUAUGUGUAUUAUUAUAGCUACCUGUUAAAGAAUCAUCUGGAUUAUAGACCAGUGGCACUGUUGUUUCACAAGAUGAUGUUUGAAACUAUUCCAAUGUUCAGUGGCGGAACCUGCAAUCCUCAUUUUGUGGUCUGCCAGCUAAAAGUGAAGAUAUAUUCCUCCAAUUCAGGACCCACACGACGGGAAGACAAGUUCAUGUACUUUGAGUUCCCUCAGCCAUUGCCUGUGUGUGGUGACAUCAAAGUAGAGUUCUUCCAUAAACAGAACAAGCUAAAAAAGGACAAAAUGUUUCAUUUUUGGGUAAAUACAUUCUUCAUACCAGGACCAGAGGAAACCUCAGAAAAAGUAGAAAAUGGAAGUCUAUGUGAUCAAGAAAUUGAUAAUAUUUGCAGUAUAGAACGAGCAGAUAAUGACAAGGAAUAUCUAGUACUCACUUUAACAAAAAAUGAUCUCGACAAAGCAAAUAAAGACAAGGCCAAUCGAUACUUUUCUCCAAAUUUUAAGGUGAAGCUGUAUUUUACAAAAACAGUAGAAGAGCCAUCAAAUCCAGAGGCUAGCAGUUCAACUUCUGUAACACCAGAUGUUAGUGACAAUGAACCUGAUCAUUAUAGGUAUUCUGACACCACUGACUCUGAUCCAGAGAACGAACCUUUUGAUGAAGAUCAGCAUACACAAAUUACGAAAGUCUGAAUUUUUUUUUUUUUUAUCAAGAGGGAAAAACACCAUGAAAACAAACUUGAAUAAACUGAAAAUGGACCUUUUUUUUUUUUUUUUUUUUUUUAAAUGGCAAUAGGACAUUGUGUCAGAUUACCAGUUAUAGGAACAAUUCUCUUUUCCUGACCAAUCUUGUUUUACCCUAUACAUCCACAGGGUUUUGACACUUGUUGUCCAGUUGAAAAAAGGUUGUGUAGCUGUGUCAUGUAUAUACCUUUUUGUGUCAAAAGGACAUUUAAAAUUCAAUUAGGAUAAAUAAAAAUGGCACUUUCCCAUUUUAUUCCAGUUUUAUAAAAAGUGGAGACAGACUGAUGUGUAUACGUAGGAAUUUCUCAUUUUGUGUUCUGUCACCAACGGAAGUGGCUAAAAAGCUUUGUGAUGAUACACAGGUUCACAUCCUACCCCUUUGCACUUGUGGCAACAGAUAAGUUUGCAGUUGGCUGGAGGAGUUUCUAAAGGGUUUUGCUACAUUCUAAUGCAUGUAUUUGGGUUAGGGGAAUGGAGGGAAUGCUCAGAAAGGAAUAUAUUUUAUGCUGGACUCUGGACCAUAUAACAUCUCCAGCUAUUUACACGCACCUUUCUUUAGCAUGCUACAGUUAUUAAUCUGGAUAUUUGAGGAAUUGGCCGCUGUCACUGCUUGUUGUUUGUGCAUUUUAUUAUUUUUUUAAAGCAUAUUGGUGCUAGAAAAGGCAGCUAGAGGGAGUGAAUCUGUAUUGGGGUACAGGAAUGAACCUUCCACAACAUCUUAAGAAUCCACAAAUGAAGGGAUAUAAAAAUAAUGUGGUCAUGGAUAAGAAACACAGCAACAAUGACUUAACCAUUAAAUGUGGAGGCUAUCAACAAAGAAUGGGCUUGAAACAUUAUAAAAAUUGACAAUGAUUUAUUAAACAUGUUUUCUCAAUUGUAAUGACUGCUCCAUCUCCUGUGUAAUCAAGGCCAGUGCUAAAAGUCAGAUGCUGUUAUUACCCACAUCAGUCAACAACUUACACAUAUUUUAUUAGUUUUCAGUCAUAUACCUGCUGUGGAUGCUUCAUGUGCUGCCUGCAAGCUUCUUUUUUCUCAUUAAAUAUAAAAUAUUUUGUAAUGCUGCACAGGAAAUUUCAAUUUGAGAUUCUACAGUAAGCAGUUUUUUUUCUUUAAAGAUUUAUGAUGCACUUAUUCAAUCCAAUAGCUGUCAGCCGUUCCACCCUUUUGACCUUACACAUUCUAUUACAAUGAGUUUUGCAGUUUUGCACAUUUUUUAAAUGUCAUUAACUGUUAGGGAAUUUUACUUGAAUACUGAAUACAUAUAAUGUUUAUAUUUAAAAGGACAUUAUUUGUGUUAAAAAGGAAAUUAGAGUUGCAGUAAAUUUCAACACUGCACAAAUAAUAAGGCAUUUACUUUUUCAGUAGAAAUUGUCCCACAUAAUGCUUUUAACGAUUUGCUAUUGAAAGAAUAGAUUUUUUUUUAAAUGUGCAGUGUUGAAUUAUUUCUUCAUAGUGCUAGAGUUAGGACUAGGGCUUCUUUUUCACUUCUUAAAUAUCAUAUAUUUGAUAUGCCCAGACUGCAUACAGUUUUAAGCAGAGUACAACUACUAUUGUAAAGCUAAUGUGAAGAUACUAUUAAAAAGAAUUUUCCCCCAGAAAUUUUGGUGUCUUUCACAUAGUACCUUGACCUUGAAACAUUUGAAUAUCCAGCCAAUUUAUUUCUUAAUGGUGUAAAAUCUCAUUUUCAAUAACUUAUUGGUGCUGAAAUUGUUCACUAGCUGUGGUCUGACCUAGUUAAUUUACAAGUACAGAUUGCAUAAGACCUAUUAAAGCAGCAUUUAUAGGAUUUGAUGGUAAAUAGAUUAGGCAGAACUUCAUCUAAAAUGUUCUUAGUAAAUUAAUGUUGACAUGUUUUCCAUACCUCGUCAGUUUCAUUCAACAAAUUAAAUUUUUAAAUUUUUAACAAAGCUCUUAGGAUUUACACAUUUCUAUUUAAACAUUGAUAUAUAGAGAAUUGAUUGACUGCUCAUAAAUUAAAUUGGUAAGGUUAGAGACAACUAUUCCUAAGAUCUCACCAUUGAAAUUUAUAUGCCACCUUGUCUUUCGUAAAAGCUGAAAAGUGUUGACAGUUGAAAAUCAACCAUUGAUGUUUUGAAGAUAGUUAUUAAUACUGUUAUUUGUUACAGUUUUGGGCACAGUAUAUUAAAACAUAAUUUGUAUUGUUCCGAUAUGUAACAUGGAGGGCCAGGUCAUAAAUAAUGACAUUAUAAUGGGCUUUUGCACUGUUAUUAUUUUUCCUUUGGAAUGUGAAGGUCUGAAUGAGGGUUUUGAUUUUGAAUGUUUCAAUGUUUUUGAGAAGCCUUGCUUACAUUUUAUGGUGUAGUCAUUGGAAAUGGAAAAAUGGCAUUUUAUAUAUAUAUUAUAUAUAUAUAAAUAUAUAUUAUACAUACUACUCUCCUUUAUUUCAGUUACCAUCCCCAUAGAAUUUGACAAGAAUUGCUAUUGACUGAAAGUUUUCAAGUCCUAAUUAAAACUUUAUUUAUGACAGUAUUCAUAAUUAGCCUAAAAUGCAUUCUGUAGGUAAUCUCUGAGUUUCUGGAAUGUUUUCAUAGACUUUUUGGAUGUGCAGCCGCUUACAUGUCUGAAGUUACUUGAAGGCAUCUCUUUUAAGAAAGCUUACAACUGGGCCCUGUACCAUCCCAAGUCCUCUGUAGCUCCUCUUGAACAUUUUUGCCAUAAUUAUUAAAGGGUAGUUGAAUAAAUAGCAUCACCAUUCUUUGCUGUGGCACAGGUUAUAAACUUAAGUGGAGUUUACCGGCAGCAUCAAAUGUUUCAGCUUUAAAAAAAUAAAAGUAGGGUACAAGUUACAUGUUUAGUUCUAGAAAAUUUGUGCAAUAUGUUUAUAACGAUGGCUGUGGUUGCCACAAAGUGCCUCGUUUACCUUUAAAUACUGUUAAUGUGUCAUGCAUGCAGAUGGAAGGGGUGGAACUGUGCACUAAAGUGGGGGGCUUUCACUGCAGUGUUUGGCAGAGUUGCCUUCUACCCUGCCAGUUCAAAAGUUCAAUCUGUUUUCAUAUAGAAUAUAUAUACUAAAAAAUUUCAGUCUGUUAAACAGCCUUACUCUGAUUCAGCCUCUUCAGAUACUCUUGUGCUGUGCAGCAGUGGCUCUGUGUGUAAAUGCUAUGCACUGAGGAUACACAAAAAAUAUGUGUACAGAACAAUGCCUCAUACCAAUCAGAUGUCCAUUUGUUAUUGUGUUUGUUAACAACCCUUUAUCUUUAGUGUUAUAAACUCCACUUAAAACUGAUUAAAGUCUCAUUCUUGUCAUUGUGUGGGUGUUUUAUUAAAUCAGAGUAUAACUUAAAUUGCUUAAAUUAAUUGAAAUUUUAAAUAAUGGGCAGCCUAAUGUGAUUAAUAAGCUUCCUAUAAGUUUUUUUUUUUCCUGCUGUCCUUCACAGUCUAUUAAAACAUGGGCUUUGUCAGCUUGGGAGUAGAGUAUCAGUCUACUCGUGUUUGAGAAAGGCACUUUUUAGGACUUUAGUCAACACUUAAUUGUUCCAAGCACAUUACAUAACAUUCUAAUCUUGAAAAACUUCAAGAUUCUUGAAAAAUUGUUUUUUUGUGUUUUUUUUUUUUAGCUAAGCCAGAUGUCUGCAGAUAAUUCCCCAGAACGGAAUUGAUACUUCAGAUUUCAGUUCGUGGCUUUUUCAUUCUUUACGAUUCUGUAGUCUGCCAUUAACAUACGGGAAGCUUCAUCUACUCAUUGUGACUAGUGCCAUUUAAAAACUCAUAUUCCAGGAGAGUUGAAAGAACUUGGUGUACUUGAAUUCAAUCUCGUUAUUUCUAAUAGUCUUAAAAGCUUAGAGACUAAGGCACAUCCUUUCAACAGAGCAUAGUAAUAAGUAAAAGUGUGGCUGAACAAAUGUUUUGAAAGUAAAGCAGACCAUUUACAUAACAGUGGAAUUUAAUGUUAUUUCAAAUUUACAUUUUUCUCUGACUUUAAAAGUAAAUGUGAAUAAUGUAUAAUAACAUAAGUAUGGUUGAAAACUAUACUGGAGUCUAAAAUUAUUCUGAUUUAUAAGAUCUUGGUGGUUUCUGAAAAAGGAAUUUACUGGCAAUUUUGUUUUUAUUCAUGCUCUUUCUACAGUGUAAUUUGGGCCAGCUUAGUUAAGUGAAUGCCAUCACCAUUUCCAUUGAGAAUUAAAAGAUCACCAGUGUUUAACAUGCAGGCUUCCAAAGGCUUACAAAAAAAUCAAGACCCUUAAAUCUAGUUGAUUUGCUGUGAAUGCGAAACAUUUUUUGUUCUUUUAUUCUUUCCAGACAAUUAACCACACAUCUAAAACUGAGUCUUAAAUAGUUUAUGUUUUGAUCAGAAAUGUUUGUGAAUGGAAACAGACAUUCAGUCUGGACUGGCAUAAGGACAGUACCUAAAAAUUAGUGUAAAGGGUAAUAGAGAAAAAUAUUUUAAACCUUUUAAAGAUGAAAUGUUAGAGACUGAUUUUCCUAUGGAAUUAUAGCUAUAGGAAGCCUGAUGAUGAAGUUGCUUGUCAGUUGUUUUCAGUUCUAGAGCAAAUUCUUCUGUAGCCAUGAUGUUGCUGUUCUUCCAUCUUUCAAGAGACCUUAACAAGCGUAUCAGCAUGUAGGUAGCCGCUUUGACAAGUUCAUAUUGGUUGGCAGCUUUAAAAGUUCAUCAUGUGAAAACAGGAGAGGACGAAAUAGUUUCGUUGGUGGUAAAACAUUUGAUUCUUAAAUUAGUUAUUUUGAGAAUACUUUCCCAUAGCUACAGCAAAAUAAUCACUCAUAAUCCUACCACCUGGAGACAGCCAUUAAUGCAUUAGUGACUAUACAAUCAUUUUUUCUGUAUGUAUGUUUUCAGAAAUGAGAUUUGUACUGUGCAUACUUCUCAAAGCCUUUAAGCUAGUAUUUCUGUCAGGUUUGUAGAAUGUGCAGUUGCAUCAGGAAACGGAAAGAGGCCUGAUUCUUUCUAAUGCUGCAGAUGCAAAUUAUGUGCAGUUACUGAGAGCGCUUUCCGAUUGAGUUAAUCACGAGUGUUCAGAUAUUGUUGGCGUCAGGAUGAUACGUGUCCAAGUAGAUGAAACAGUUACAUGUACUUAGCGUACACAACCUUAACACUGUAGGUAUUUCUCUUUAAACACCAUUUCAAACAUUUGCAUUUUGGGAUUAUAUGUUAAAUAGAUAAACGGGAAUAUUUUAAACACUAUUUUAGUAGUUAUCUUCAUCACCUAUUUCCUUUAUAGGUGGCAAAAGAAGAAUAAGAUUUUCAGUUUCUGUGAUUCCCAAAACAGUUGCUUAAUUUACAGUGAGUUAUUUUAACACCUUAAAAACAAAAAAAACAAAAGCUACUGCUGGUUUAUCACUUUGUUGUCUUUAAAUCUGUGUGCUCCUGUGACUUCCAUCACAUUGAAAACAAUAUUUCAUGAAUAUUUCACUUUUAGCUCUGGAACUUACUAUAUUUAGUAUAAUGGUGGGCUUAUACCAGAACAUACAACUCUUGACAGUUAUUUGAGAAUUUUGGUGAAAAACAAUUUAGCUGGAGGGCAGUACAUAACUUAUAAGCCAAUGUACUGAUAUUUUUAGAACACUUUUACAUAAAUAAAGUGAAGUCAGCUGCCAUCUUUGAGCAUUACCACAUUUUAAAAUAAAGCUGCAUAUUUUUUAAUGAAGUGUUAAGGAUUUAUAUUUUUUUAACUUAAAAAUAAUUUAUUUCUCUUUUGUUUCAUGUGGAUUGUGGAUUUUCAUUUGUCCUUAAAAUGGUUAGAGAUUUUGUUUUGUGGAAUAGAGCAAGGCUUGUGUCAUGACUCUAGCGUUUCAGUUUGUGAAAUCUGUUUACUAUAGUGAUAUUCUUAAAAUGUUUAGGCGUAACUUUCUAUAGCCUGUCAUUUAUUGGCUUUUAUUUAUGUUCACCUUUAGGAUUUUCUGCCUACUGUCUACAGUUCUCCAAAUGAUAUCCCACGUUUACAAAUCCUUCUUCAGUUUCUAUUUUCUUUUACUACUUAAAUUGCCCUAGUGGGCAGUUUUUAAGUGUGUGUGAGGGGAAGGGGUGAGAGAGAGGGAGAGAGAGAAUGUAUGUGUGCUAGACUCCAACUUUAGAAAUUAAAAUAGUUUGAUUCAGGCAAACAGUUCUCACUGGAAGUUCACAGUUCUUUGUAAUAAAAAUGUUAACCCUGGAUGACCUUUGACAUACAGUAAUGAAUCUUGAAUAUUAUUAAUGGGUUUGUUAGCAUCUUGAUGUGUGCAUUCAUGAGUUAUUUUCAAAGUUGUAAAUUUAACCAAAGUUGGUGUAUUUGGAAAUGUUUAUAUCAAGUUCCAUUUGGCUACUGAUGGACAUAAAAAAAUAGAAAUGCUUUCUUAUGGAGAGUAUUUUUUCUUUAACAAGUUAAAAGGAUAAUUAUUUUGAAUAAUUGGCUUUAAACUUUUUAUUCAGCAAGUAUUUAUCAAGUUCCUGCUCUAUAUAACAGAGGCUUGGAGUCUAUUAGUAAUCAAGACAGAUACCCUUUCUUGCCCUUGAGGAGUUUCUAUUCUAGUAGAGGAAACGAACUUUAUUAAAAUAAUUUUAAAUUGUGAUACAUGCUGUGAAAUAUGAGUUGCAUAUGUUACAGUAAUUAUCACCAAACAUUCCAUAUGCUUUCUUAAAUUUCCACCUCCUUGAGGUUAGAUGAGGCCAUUAUAACUAGUUUAUUCCGAUGAAAUAUGUGACAUUUCUGAGGAAAGGCAUUAAAAAUAAAAUUUCUUGUGCAA
This is a messenger RNA of Miniopterus natalensis, 8470 nucleotides long. The record is from RefSeq and is a predicted model, not a curated record. NCBI's taxonomy places the organism in Eukaryota, Metazoa, Chordata, Mammalia, Chiroptera, Miniopteridae.